Messenger RNA from Tigriopus californicus, 1656 nucleotides. RefSeq names its product 2-oxoisovalerate dehydrogenase subunit alpha, mitochondrial-like (gene BckdhA). Bases 109 to 1602 code for a protein of 497 amino acids. The record is from RefSeq and is a predicted model, not a curated record. Gene Ontology annotation, molecular function: oxidoreductase activity, acting on the aldehyde or oxo group of donors, disulfide as acceptor. Lineage: Eukaryota; Metazoa; Arthropoda; Copepoda; Harpacticoida; Harpacticidae. The transcript is spliced from 8 exons. Gene Ontology annotation, biological process: branched-chain amino acid catabolic process.
UUUCUUGCUGUGUGGCGUGACGUCAUCAAGUAAGUACACUUGAGUUCCUCUUUGCUGUUCCUGGAUCAACCGCAGUAUAGAGUGGUGUGCCAUUUAACAAUACCUGUUAUGAGUGCUUUGGCAUAUCGGGUCCGGAAUGGCUUCUCUCUCUGGAGCCAAGGUCGAAAUUGGCUCAAGACUCCACAAUCCUUGAUCUCUUCCUCCGUUCCAGCGAAUAAGCUGGUUCAGCGUUGCUACGCCUCGGAUAGUAAUGUGGCUCAGUUUCCCGGGGCUAAAGCCACUUAUACGGAAGAAUUAAGCUUCCUCCGACCGGAUUCCUACGAUGGGAUCCCAAUUUAUCGGGUUAUGGAUCAAAAGGGCAAGGUGAUUGAUGUCUCCUAUGAUCCAAAGUUGUCGGACGAGGAGCUGUUGAAGAUGUACAAGUCCAUGACCAUGCUGAAUACCAUGGACAAGAUCUUGUACGAAUCACAACGGCAAGGUCGAAUCUCGUUCUACAUGACCAACUACGGCGAGGAAGCCACACACAUUGGGUCAGCUGCGGCUCUCAAUCCCAAGGAUUUGGUUUAUGGACAGUACAGAGAAGCCGGCGUCCUGAUGUAUCGGGGAUUUACCCUGGACCAAUUUAUGAAUCAGUGUUACUCAAACAGUUUGGACAAUGGGAAAGGUCGACAAAUGCCCGUUCAUUACGGGGAUAGCGAGCUCAGUUUCGUGACCAUUUCCUCCCCUUUGGCCACCCAAAUGCCCCAAGGUGUGCUAAUGUAUCGAGGGUUCACUCUUGAGGAGUUCUGUAAUCAAUGCUACGGCAACACCAAAGACUAUGGCAAAGGCAAGCAGAUGCCCAUUCAUUAUGGGAGCACUGACCUCAAUUUUGUCACCAUCUCGUCUCCGCUGGCCACGCAAAUGCCGCAAGCGGCCGGCUCAGCGUAUGCCUUCAAACGUGCCCAAAAUGGUCUUGCCGUGAUCUGUUAUUUCGGUGAAGGAGCAGCCAGUGAAGGAGAUGCCCACGCAGCUUUCAAUUUUGCGGCCACACUCGAGUGUCCGAUCGUAUUCUUUUGCCGAAACAAUGGAUAUGCCAUUUCGACCCCGGUGCACGAACAGUAUAGAGGUGACGGUAUCGCCAUUCGUGGUCCUGCCUACGGCAUGUCCACCAUCCGAGUGGAUGGCAACGAUGUGUUUGCCGUGUACAAUGCCACAAAAGCGGCCAGAGAGAUUGCCGUGCGAGAAAGUCGACCCGUCCUCAUUGAGGCCAUGACUUACCGCAUUGGUCACCAUUCGACCUCAGACGAUAGUUCAGCUUACCGGUCCGUGGAUGAGGUUCGGUAUUGGGAUCAAAAGGACCACCCAAUCACUCGAUUCGCCAGCUACCUCCAAGAACGCGGGAUUUGGAGCGAAGAGAAGGAGAAUGAGUGGAAGACUGACUCGAGAAAGCAGGUUCUAAAAGCAUUUGGCAAGGCUGAAAAGGCUUUGAAGCCUAAGUGGGAGGAGAUGUUCACGGAUGUUUAUGACGAUGUUCCGCCCCAUCUCCAGAAACAGAUGGAGGACAUGAAGAAGCACGUUGAGAAUUACAAGGGAGAAUACCCCAUCUCAAGUCAUGAAAGCUAAUAUUUGCCACUCAAAUAGUCUCAGGAAUAAAGUCAAAUCGCUGCUCAUUCUGUA